Salmo salar (Atlantic salmon) is the source of this 3825-nucleotide messenger RNA. The record is from RefSeq and is a predicted model, not a curated record. Lineage: Eukaryota; Metazoa; Chordata; Actinopteri; Salmoniformes; Salmonidae.
UUUCCACCACUGGAUUUUUGUCUAUUUUUUACUAGAGAAUUACUUGUGAAUUAGGUUUGAUGCACCCAUUGCAAAGACUUGCAUAAACAGCUCUUUGUCCAAUCUGUGCUGGUAGUGAACAGCAGCUGCCAUUAUAUCAGCAGCGAAAGACCGGAACAUUUAAUUCCCAGACACUCCCUCAAUAGAGAUCGGCCUGUUGAGAUACUCCCUCUUUGCGCAUGUGUUCCAAGUGGCUGCCAGGUAAAAGUAGACGAUAGCAGACAACAGGAUUCUUAGUGAAAGGGGGUGUUGUUGAACGUUUUCUUGACUUUUAUAGAUCACGUAAAAUGUUAUCCAGGAACUUUCUGAAGUAAUAUUAGGCUACAUGAGACGUUUAUUUGUUCUAACUUAUUUACAUUUGGAUAUUUAAGUAGAUGUUUGAUUUCUCUGGUCUAGGGGCGCAUCAUUUGCAGCCUUGAGAAUCGAAUUUUCUCUCCGCAUCUCCCUAGUCAUUAUCUCUACACUACAACAAAGUAGUCUGACUGUACUGUAACCUACAACAUUUCAUUCCAUACAAAGAAACAACAGCUUCCACAAUGGAUCGGGACAAAUCUAGCACGUCCCUCCACCCUCCUGGAUUCCCCAGGUCAAUCGCCUCCCUGUAGUUUACUGCUGGUUCUGGUCGACUGCACGAAAACACCGGGGCAGAGUGGAACUGAGAGACGAGAAGGAGAAGAGGAACAUGGAGAUAUGAUUUCAUUAAGGGACAUCCCUAAUCGUUGCUCUCUUAGUGGGAGGGGCUUAUUAUCUGGGGAGCCACAACAACAUCAUGAUGCUGACAAGAAAGAGAAGAGUCUCUCCAGAUCAGAACACCUCAAGAAACACCAGCAUAGAGGUAUAGGGAAGAAACCUCACCACUGCUGCUCUGACUGUGGGAAGAGUUUGGCUAAACAAGACUUGACAAUUCAUGAGCAAAUUCACACUCUAGAGCAUGCAUCUAGAACCUUAAAAUAUCAUCAGAGAAUUCAUUCAGGGGAGGGACCUUAUACCUGCUUUGAUUGUGGGAAAUACUUAAAUCAGUCAGGAGCCCAGACUAAACACAAACACAUAGGAGAGAAGCCUUAUAGCUGUGUUCAGUGUGGGAAGAGCUUCAAUAAGUCAGGACACCUGACUAGACACCAACGCAUACACACAGGAGAGAAGCCUUAUAGCUGUGAUCAUUGUGGGAAGAGGUAUACUCAAGGUUACAAUCUGACUGUACACCAGCGCAUACACACAGGAGAGAAACCUUAUAGCUGUGAUCAGUGUGGGAAGAGUUUCAGUGACUCAGGAUCCAUGAUUACACACCAACGCAUACACACAGGAGAGAAGCCUUAUAGCUGUGUUCAGUGUGGGAAGAGCUUCAAUCAAUCAGGAGCCAUGACUAGACACCAACGCAUACACACAGGACAGAAAUAUUAUAGAUGUGAUCAGUGUGGGAAGAGCUUCAAUCAAUCAGGACACCUGACUGAACACCAACGCAUACACACAGGAGAGAAGCCUUAUAGCUGUGUUCAGUGUGGGAAGAGUUUCAGUCAUUCAGGAACCCUGACUAAACACCAACGCAUACACACAGGAGAGAAGCCUUAUAGCUGUGAUCAGUGUGGGAAGAGCUUCAAUCAUUCAGGAACCCUGACUAAACACCAACGCAUACACACAGGAGAGAAGCCUUAUAGCUGUGAUCAGUGUGGGAAGAGCUUCAAUCAUUCAGGAAGCCUGACUAAACACCAACGCAUACACACAGGAGAGAAGCCUUAUAGCUGUGAUCAGUGUGGGAAGAGCUUUGCUCAAUCUGGAUACCUGGCUACACACCAACUCAUACACACAGGAGAGAAGCCUUAUAGCUGUGAUCAUUGUGGGAAGAGCUUCUGUCGAUCAGGAGACCUGAUUACACACCAACGCAUACACACUGGAGAGAAGCCUUAUAGCUGUGAUCAUUGUGGGAAGAGCUUCAGUCGAUCAGGAAACCUGAUUAUACACCAACUCAUCCACACAGGAGAGAAGCCUUAUAGUUGUGAUCAGUGUGGGAAGAGCUUCAGUCGAUCAGGAGACCUGAUUACACACCAACGCAUACACACAGGAGAGAAGCCUUAUAGUUGUGAUCAGUGUGGGAAGAGCUUCAGUCGAUCAGGAGACCUGACUACACACCAACGCAUACACACAGGAGAGAAGCCUUGUAGCUGUGAUCAUUGUGGAAAGAGUUUUGUUCGAGAUUCCAAUCUGAUUGCACACCAACGCAUACACACAGGAGAGAAGCCUUAUAGUUGUGAUCAUUGUGGGAAGAGCUUCAGUCGAUCAGGAGACCUGAUUACACACCAACGCAUACACACAGGAGAGAAGCCUUAUAGCUGUGAUCAUUGUGGGAAGAGCUUCAGUCGAUCAGGAGACCUGAUUACACACCAACGCAUACACACAGGAGAGAAGCCUUAUACCUGUGAUCAGUGUGGGAAGAGCUUCAAUCAUUCAGGAACCCUGACUAGACACCAACGCAUACACACAGGAGAGAAGCCUUAUAGCUGUGAUCAGUGUGGGAAGAGCUUUGCUCAGUCUGGAUACCUGGCUACACACCAACGCAUACACACAGGAGAGAAGCCUUAUAGCUGUGUUCAGUGUGGGAAGAGCUUCAAUCAAUCAGGAGCCCUGACUACACACCAACGCAUACACACAGGAGAGAAGCCUUAUAGCUGUGAUCAGUGUGCGAAGAGUUUCAGUGACUCAGGAUCCAUGAUUCUACACCAACGCAUACACACAGGAGAGAAGCCUUAUAGCUGUGAUCAGUGUGGGAAGAGCUUCAAUCAAUCAGGAGCCAUGACUAGACACCAACGCAUACACACAGGAGAGAAGCCUUAUAGCUGUGAUCAGUGUGGGAAGAGCUUCAAUCAAUCAGAAACCCUGAGCAAACAUCAACGCAUACACACAGGAGAGAAGCCUUAUAGCUGUGAUCAGUGUGGGAAGAGCUUCAAUCAAUCAGGACACCUGACUGAACACCAACGCAUACACACAGGAGAGAAGCCUUAUAGUUGUGAUCAGUGUGGGAAGAGCUUCAGUCGAUCAGGAGACCUGAUUACACACCAACGCACACACACAGGAGAGAAAUCUUACUCAUGUCUAUGUGGAAAGAGAUUUGCUCAUUCAGGGUCCCUGAAAAAACACCAGAAAGCUGAAACAUGUUUUCUUUCAUCUCCCUCCUCUCUGGCACUGGUUCCAGAUCCCUAAAUAAAGUUUAAAUAGAAAACAUAUUGUAAAGAGUCAUGUCUCCCAUUCUCUAACAUUUUACUAAAUUUGAUUGCCAUGGUAACCUGUGUAGCAUAAUAUGCAGCUCUGGAUCCAUAUGUAUCAAGCGUCUUGGAGUAGGAGUGCUGUGUGUGUGGUGGGGGUGUUCAGAGCUGUAUCUUAUUUCAUUAUCUCCUAUUAUCCAUUAAAUAAUGUAUAAUAAAAUGUUUCACCAAUAGUAGGUGUAUAUUCAUGUGAUGGAAAUGUUGUCUGAAGAGAGAGCUUUGAAUUGUACAUCUUGUCUCAUACAAUCAUUGGUUCCUGUAGGUGCUGGGUAGAGAUGUGAGGGGGAGACGGUCAUGACACCCUCACACAUUUUGACAGAACGUCCAGAAUAUGUUCUAUAUGUUACAUGCAGGAACCAAACGUUAAUGAUGAAUAAUGUAAUCAUUCAAAUAUAACUUGUCUGUGUAAGCAGUAUAUAAGAGAACUAACGGGACUGCCCCGAAAGAGCUCCCGACCGAUGUGUACUAUGGUGCAUUAAGUUUGUUGCAACCUCUCCAGCUUGCUGAUAAUAAAGAAUGAUGCAUUUAA